Molecule: messenger RNA, 3945 nt
Organism: Cheilinus undulatus (humphead wrasse)
Lineage: Eukaryota; Metazoa; Chordata; Actinopteri; Labriformes; Labridae
Gene: fbh1
Product: F-box DNA helicase 1
Exons: 21
Coding region: 398-3604 (1068 amino acids)
Biological process (GO): double-strand break repair via homologous recombination; replication fork processing
Cellular component (GO): nucleus
Molecular function (GO): hydrolase activity; 3'-5' DNA helicase activity; protein binding
Source: RefSeq, a predicted model, not a curated record
CCUUCCCUCCCCAACACAAACUUCUGGACCUUUAUUUGAACAAUUAGUUUCUUGUCAAUAACAUUGCAUGUUUUACACUAAAGAGCACACAAAUAGUAAUUAAGUGAUGUUGACACGGAGCGGAGUGGUAUAUUGGCGUUAUUGUAAAGACGGUUAGCGACAAAUACGAGAGAAAUAGUGCUACUUCGGCCUAAAAGCUAAACUAACGUUAGCAACAGCAGUUGUUUACAAUUUUUGUAGCCCUUUCUCUGACCGUUCGUUGUCGUAUUUUUAUUUUAGCAAAUAAUACAAAAGGACCUCUGUUUGAUGUAAGCCUUUUUUUAAAUAGUUACAGUUUUAGCAUUUUUAACGCAAGUUUCGUACCUUUUAGUAAAACACGGAUGCGCUGGAUACAAACAUGGAAGUGGCAACCAAAGGAAAGGCCAAACGCAGGCACCUGAAUGUGGCGGAGUGUAAUGAACUUGGGAGAAGUGCAGAGGGAACUGGUGCCCUCACCCGGCCCAACACAGUUAACCAGACCCAGGGAAACUGCAACCCCAAUCGAGGACUUUACCCCAGGACGCCCACCAAGCGAUGGAAGUGUGCGUCUAACUCAGGAAGUCCAUCUGGUCAACAGAAAAGCAUCAACAGCUUCUUCUCUGUGACAGGAGUCAUAAGUUCGAGCCCGCACAAAUCCCCUCAGCCCUGCUCAUCCACAUGCACAAAUGGAGUCAAUGCAGAACUCUUUCCCAAAAUAGAGGACGAUGAUGAUGAUGAUGAGGAUGAAGAUGUUAGCCUUUUAGCUGCUCCUAUGGCAGCAGAACCUGAAUUAGAGGAGUUCGAGGUGGACGAUGAAAGCCUGUUAGCUGCAGACAUGGGGCUGCAGCCUGACACAAGGCAGAAUGUGACUGUGGAUUAUUUGGAGGGAAUGACAGCAGAGAUGUUUGGGGAUGAUGAGGAUUUUGAUGCUAACAUUCACUUUAAUGAGGAUGAGGAGGAGGUGGAGGCCCUCCCUGACAAACACUUUGGACUUCUGGGAAACAACAAAGUCCUGCAGGAACCCCAGGGCUGCAUGGAAGACCUACCAGAGGAGGUGCUGAGGCAGGUACUGAGUCUUGUCUCUGCACAGGACCUGUACCGCAAUGCCAUCCAUGUCUGCCAUCGCUGGAAGAACAUUAUUGAAGAUUCCAAGUUUGUCCCCUUCAAGAAGCAAUACUUCCGCUACAUGAUGAUGGAAAAAGAGACUGUGAUGGAGAUUGUGUCUGUCCUGAAGAAAAGCAACAUAACAAAACCAGCACCACCAGAACACAGUAUACGAAACCUUGUUGUUUUAAUGGCCCAACACAAGGUUGGAGAGCGGGUCAGGCCGGAGGAUGUUCUGGAGUAUGUGAAGAAACAUCGUCUUUUUCCUCAGGCUGAGGCCUCCAUCAGACUACACAUUCCUGAUAUCAAGAAGAGCUUUAACCUUGGCAUUGAGGGUCCCAAUCCGUACGCAGCAAUGGCCAUCAUUCUGCUCCUGAGUGAGAGCGUUGGUGACGUGCAGACCUUGGUGUCUCUUCUCACCGGCUGCAUGACAUACACCGCCAUCACGGAGUACCUCAACCACAUGGCCACGAUGUUGCUGGCUUUGAGAAGAAGUGGUAUCCAGGUUAGUAACAGGCUACAUUAUAACAUCUACUACGUACUUCAUCUGAUGGAGAAUGGCCCCUUUUCUGUCAGUUCUGGUCAGAGCGGACGGCCUCAGAUGCAGCUCACAGGUGAACAGCAGCACAUCCUCAGCCACAACAUCCAGGCGGAUCAUGUGGUCAAGAUUGUUGCUUUUGCUGGUACAGGAAAGACAACCACGCUGGUAAAGUAUGCCGAGCAGCGGCCACACCUCCGCUUCCUGUAUGUGGCAUUCAACAAAUCAGUGGCCACUGAGGCACAGCGGCGCUUUCCACGGAACGUGGACUGCAAGACCGUCCACUCACUCGCCUUCAAAGAUGUCGGGAGGAUCUACCACUCUUGUCAGAAGCUGACCUUUAACCUGAAGCCCUUCGCUCUUAACUCUGCUCUACCUGAAGGCCGCGGUGGCUACAAAAAAGCCAAAGUGGUGGCACUGACUCUCAACGCCUUUAUGGCUUCAGCCGACGAGACAAUAGAUUCCAGUCAUGUUCCCCACACUUUCGUGAGCAGGAAGGGCUCCACCAAUGAAAUAAACCCUUUGGAGAUACCGUGUUUUGUGGAAGAUGCGAAGAUGAUCUGGAACAAAAUGAAGGAUCAGAAGGAAAAAAGAAAUGAGGCCUUCUACAUGACCCAUGAUGGUUACCUGAAGUUAUGGCAGCUCAAAAACCCAAAGCCACGGCUGUCUGACCAAUACGACGUCAUCUUCAUCGAUGAGGCCCAGGAUUGCACUCCUGCCAUCAUGGACGUGCUUUUGUCUCAGCGCUGUGGGAAAAUCCUGGUUGGAGAUCCUCAUCAGCAGAUCUACACCUUUAAAGGAGCCGUCAAUGCCCUGCAAAUCAUUGAGCAUACACACAUCUACUACCUGACACAGAGCUUUCGGUUUGGUGCUGAGAUUGCCUACGUGGGUGCCACCAUCCUCAAAGUUUGCAAAUCUGUGCACAAGAUUCUAGUGGGAGGAAAGCAAAAAGGUGGUGUGUGUGAUGAGACUGCUGAAAAAGCUGCAGCAGCUGUAAGACAAGGCAUCAGUCAUUGUCCAGGGCAGACGGCCAUCUUGUCAAGAUGCAACCUCACCGUGUUCAACGAAGCCGUCCGACUCACAGACGCAAACUCUCAAUGCAGGCUUCACUUCGUAGGAGGAAUCCAAAGUAUCGGCCUGAGCAGGAUCCUGGACAUCUGGCACCUGAGUGAAGGAGCCAGAGAUGACAGCCAGAGGCCGGGACAACAACCAAAAUUCAUCAGAGACCCUCUCAUUCGUGCCUUUGCUAAGAAAAAUAAAAACGGCUUCUUGGCCCUGAAGUGGUACGCCAUGCAGACAGAAGACAAGGAGCUGGAUGCCAAACUCUCUAUUGUAGAAAGACAUAGAAACCGUAUCCCUGAGCUGGUGAAGCGGCUAGAAGAGUGCCAUGAAGAUGAUUUUAACAUUGCAGACUUCAUACUGGGAACGGUCCACAAGGCUAAAGGUCUGGAGUUUGACACUGUGAUGAUCACUGACGACUUCACCAAGGUUCCCUCUUCAAGACACAACCUUCACCACUACAACAACUUCUCAUUUGAUGAUGUUGAGAAUGAUGAGUGGAACCUGCUGUAUGUUGCGGUGACUCGAGCCAGAACCUCACUGAUCAUCACGAAGAACAUCCGCCGCAUUCUCACACUGGCAGGGGAAUACUUCCUGAAGUCGGACAUGCCAGAUUCACUGAUAAAGGAAGGCCAGGCUCUCCCAUGCUGUGUCCAGAACUGUCCCAACUGCACCACACCCGGUGCAGCAUUCAUCAUGAGCAAACAAGAGAUGAAAUGUACCGACGGUGUGUCUGCAGGUGGCCCGUUGUGCGAGAGGUGCGUGUGGACCCGCAUUGGACCCAUCGCCUACCUCAUGACAGACGACGUGCACUCGAUGGCUGAAAUCCCCCAAAUGUUUGUGCGUCCACGGGACCACUUACUGAUGCUCCUGGCACUUUUCUAAUAUUUGUCUUUGCGGCCCUAAAAAGACCCCACUUGUCUUUCAGUGAAGGACAAGGACCUUGACCCCUCAUCUGAAAGGGCUAAGCAGGACAUGAAAAGUCAGAAGUAAUAAUAGAUGUUCAGUCAUCUUUAGACAAUGAGAAAAGAUGUUGGUAGUUUUAUAAUCCUGUAUAUAUUUUUAAUUAUUUUUUCCUUUUGACAUUGAAGGCAUUUAAUCCUGCAUUACCCACUUGGGGCUCUUAAAAUAGGACAGUUGUCUGCUCUGUGACUGUGAGUCGAGGGUUGAGGUUUGUGAGUGUAACUGUGUGAUGCUUCUUUGUAUUAAAAAAAAGAGUACUAAUU